AUUUUAAAGUAUCAUGGUGGGUUGGUCCUGUGUGUUGCGUAGUUGCAUCAGAAUUGCUGACGGCGUUUGAGGUAUAUAAAGACUCGCAGACGCAGUGGCUGUAUCUGUUUAGUUGUAACCUGUGCACAGAAGAUUACCUCGUAACGCUGCGUUCUUGCUGUCGCUACUAACUAAGCAGACUUUUAUCAGAGAGAAGCAAAGAUGGCAGAAUCAAUGAGCAUAUCGUACAAAGUGUAUCUGGAAGAUGGUACAGACACUACCGAAGUACGACGUUUUGGGAUUGAUCGCAGUCUUGCUUUCAAGUUCAAUUUCCUAAGAGAGAAACUCCAGAAAGUAUUCCCAUCACUGCAGAAUAGGAACUUUUAUGUUUCCUGGAAAGAUCAGGAAGGUGACAUAAUUACAAUAUCAUCUGAUGAGGAACUCACAUUAGCACUGAGUGAGAUGAAUACAGACGUAAGAAAGUUGUAUGUUGCUGUCAAACCUGAAGAAACUUUAGCUCCCGAUGCAGAAAUGCCUGAAAUGGGACGACCAAUAGAUGGUCCUGCAGUUCACGAGGGAGUGACCUGCGAUGGCUGCAACAAGCUGAUUGUUGGUUUCAGAUACAAGUGUGCUGUUUGUCCUGAUUUUGACCUCUGCUCUACAUGUGAAGGCUUUGGAAUGCACGAUGAACAUUUCAUGAUACGUAUUUCAAAACCAAUUAAGUGGCGUUCAACUUACAGCCGACGUUUGGCACAUCAUAUGGCCAAGUGGUCUCGCCAGUCUGAAACUCAUAGGCAUCACCACCAGCGUCGCACAAACAAUGUGAAAGGUGUUAAUGAAAGCAAUGUUCAGUGCCCAUACAGAAGGUCCUACAGUGAACAUCCUGGUUGGUUGGAAUAUCUCUGCAGCCAGCUAGGUGAAUGGGUCAAUCUUCCAGGAGAGGUUGAAAUUCCUCCAAAGGCAGGCAAUACUGCUACUACCACAGAAAAUACUACACCAAAACCUUCAACUUCAAGUGCAGCAGAGUGCACAGAAGGUCCGCAGGGAACAGCAACACAAAGGAAUUCUAAUCAGCAGAGAGAUACAACUUAUUUACAGAAUGUGGGUGAGACUGUUGCAGCACUGCUUAGUCCACUGGGAAUAGAUGUUGAGAUCCAGGUUAAGGACAAGAACCAGAAGCAGACAGGUGAAAAGCAGGAUACACCCCAGGGUGCAGCUCAGGCCAAGGAAGCGGAGAAAACUGCACAGGCCAAGGAAGCAGAGAAUACUGCCCAGGCCAAGGAACCAGAGAAGAAUGUCCAGUCUGGGGUGGCAGAAAUGGCAGAGGCGGCUUCAGUGUCAGAGCCUAUGGAAGUGAGUCCAGAGACUCCAUCAGCCCCACCAGAACAACAUUCUAGUGAAUCAGAAGAGUGGACUGUCCUCAUACCAGAUAAUGUUGGAUCUCCAAAUCCUGUAGCCAGUAAAGCCGUUGACGAAUUACUAAAGACUCUUGAGGAACCUUAUUAUUCUCCAAUAUACCCUAGAGUGGAUGAUGUGAUUGCCAGAACACGUGAAUUAGAACUUCAGUCCAUUACAGAUCCAAAAGUAGCAAAAACACUGAGGCAGCUACUAGCAAUGGGAUUCACAAAUGAAGGAGGUUGGCUGACACAGUUGAUUCAAAUCAAGGAUGGAAAUAUUGACAGAGUUUUGGAUGUUCUGCUCCCUGUUAAGAAGUAGAGCUUCCAGAAUAAUUAUGAGAUUGAAAUAUUUGUAAAUGUAUGGUCUUAUUGUAGAAAAAAAAUUGUAUGCUGUACUUUUAUUAUGCAGUUGAUCAUUUUAGUUUCCAAAAUGAUUUGUAAACACAUCUGACAUAUGUUAUCUAAUGUUACUGAAUGUUUUACUUAUAAAACAUAUUGUAUUAUCAUUCCUGACCUAUUUUUAAGAUACACUGUAACCAUUUGCUACUUUACAGUGCACCUAAGGAUACUGCAAAUAGGCUUAUUCUGUUAACUCUUUAGUUACCAGUAUGGUACCUAAAAUGUUAUUAAUUCCAUUAGUAACUACACCAUAUUGUAGUUCAUUAACCCAUAUAGAGGACCCAUCUGUGACGUGCAAGCAAAUGCUCCUCGUAGGUGCUCCUUAGUUAAUGGUAGUGUUAGUUCCUCAAUUUGCACAAAUUAAAAGUAUGCUUCUUGUAUGUAUUAUUAUUGACUUGUUGAUUUAUAGUGUUGGCAUAUCUUUCUAAAGAUGUUGCUUUUAAUAUAGACUGGUAGUAUGUAAAUAUGGUACGUGACGGUAUCUGAUUGUCUUUCAUUGGUUUAAUUUCUAUUACUGUAAUUUCCAAUUAGUAAUGUAUGAAUCUUAAAUACCAAUAAAUUCAUUGUUUUCUGAA
Molecule: messenger RNA, 2350 nt
Organism: Schistocerca americana (American grasshopper)
Lineage: Eukaryota; Metazoa; Arthropoda; Insecta; Orthoptera; Acrididae
Gene: ref(2)P
Product: sequestosome-1
Exons: 8
Coding region: 202-1695 (497 amino acids)
Biological process (GO): endosome organization; mitophagy; aggrephagy
Cellular component (GO): amphisome; aggresome
Molecular function (GO): zinc ion binding; protein kinase C binding; K63-linked polyubiquitin modification-dependent protein binding
Source: RefSeq, a predicted model, not a curated record